GAAACGUGAAACCCUACGACAGACAGAAGAUCCAGAAAUGCAGCAAAAUAUGGAACAAAAAUUGAAAGAAAUAAAGAUAAACACACAAGCACUUGAAGCCAUAGCCUCAACUAGUAAUGCUCGCAACACCCCACCCUAUGAUUUGGAAGCCACUGCAGCACACAAGGCAUAUCCACUUGACAAGAUUAUCCUCAAAGGGGAAUGGGAUUACCUUGUUGAUAUUCUUGAGCUUGCACAUGCAGGAUCACAGUUCACACCUGAUCUUUACCCCACUUUUGUUUGCAAUAGGGUUCAUCAAUUGGAAACUAUCAAGGAUGAGUCGAAGAAACGAAAGAUGGCGGGCAUAUUAUCGUACAUGACUCAUCUCAUCAGGUUCAAGGAUAGACACACCAUGGACGGCGUAUCGUCCACAUCAAAGCGCCACAAACUGCCCACUAUCCUAUCACACAGGUUUUCGUCUAUGUUUGACAUCACCAACAACAACAGAAUUCCAGAUGAGAAACAGAAGCUGCUCAUAAGCUAUGUACUGGUACUUUCGCUGUUUGUGGAUGGUUUUCGGUCCGACCCGUCGGACCUAGCCAAGGAUCUCCGUAUCAACCCUUUAACUUUGCGCUCUCAUUAUGAGUACUUAGGUUGCAAGUUUGUGCGCGAGAAUCACAUUCUACUGGCAACUCUUCCUGUCCCACUCGAAUUUCAAACAAUUAAAAGGAAGAGAAGAAGGUAGCUAGCUAG
Sesamum indicum (sesame) is the source of this 732-nucleotide messenger RNA. RefSeq lists its product as uncharacterized. Gene Ontology annotation, molecular function: DNA binding. Lineage: Eukaryota; Viridiplantae; Streptophyta; Magnoliopsida; Lamiales; Pedaliaceae. The record is from RefSeq and is a predicted model, not a curated record. Gene Ontology annotation, biological process: DNA-templated transcription.